Messenger RNA from Lecanosticta acicola, 1215 nucleotides. The record is from the annotation of a GenBank genome assembly. NCBI's taxonomy places the organism in Eukaryota, Fungi, Ascomycota, Dothideomycetes, Mycosphaerellales, Mycosphaerellaceae.
AUGCUUGUUCCAAAGCACAUCCUACCCUCCGCAGUAGCACUGGCUACCACGGCGCGAGCAUCAGCAAUUCCUUUCAGCGACACGGCUGCCAAUGCUAGUCUCGGAAAUGCCGUCCUUAGCCCAACUUCAGCAUACGCCAUGAAGCGGUCUCCCGAAACAGCAUAUGAGAGCGCUCGGGUGAGAGGUCAGGCGCUGUACAACGCCCUCAGUCAACCCGGCCAAGCAGGUGUCCUUACCAGGUGGGACAAUGCAGAUCGGCAAUUCGCCGAGUCUGGAUGGACUCAAUACCUGACAAUACCUCACGAAGUUGAACUCGAGCAGUGUGUCCGUCCGGUGCUCAGAGCUGGACACGGAUUCAUGUCGAUAGACGACAUGUACGUCUCACACUACAUACAGGACAGGCCGUACAUGAUGGAUGGCAAGCAAUGGCCGCCGACUGGGACUGAAUAUAAGAACUACUAUGGCCCGGGAAUCAUAAUCUCUCUUGAGGGUACUAGUCCAUCCAUCAGACGGGGCCAGCCCGGCCCUAAGCUAACGAAGUGGUCCGAUGUUGCGAUGUUGACCUACCAUAAACUCUACCUCACAGAUCCAGAGAAAGCAAAAGACAAUUACCUGCAAUCAUUCCUGCAGUGCGGUGUCAUCGACGGCGGGUCCUCUGGCAUUAUCAACCAGCUGAAGAAGAAGCUGAAAAUCCCGAAGCAAGUUGCCUUUCCCGGCAACAAGUUCGAACCCGGACAGGAGGGAUUCGAUGCUCUACUCGGCACACGCGAUGGUGAAGUUGUAGCCCAUGCUAUCUAUGACCAUCGGCCCAACCUGGGAUGGUUCACGAUUUCUGACGCUCUGAUGUGGUCGGAUAAUUUUGGUACGCCUUCUAUUUGGUACAAGAUCGUAGGCGAACCAGGAACUGCUUCUGGAGUUCGAGUUGGAGUCCCUGGAUCAAGCAGUGCAUCCGGCUCAAGGCCAGGUCAGCAGCGAGGUGGAUCUUCUAGAGGGCAGAAGCGAUCCCGUGAACGUGGCACGCCGCAUGGCACACGAGCCGACCGUGAUGAUGCUCACGAGGAUGAGGACCAAGACAGCCCCAUCUCCAAACGUGCACCUGGAGCAGUCAAUACCACUCAAGCUCAACAGAGAGGCCUGAGGUUUGCAAGACUUUCCGAAUCCAGCAACAGUGAACGUUCUCCAUUCGGAUCCUCCAACUUGACCGCCUGGGGAUGA